Messenger RNA from Homalodisca vitripennis (glassy-winged sharpshooter), 7797 nucleotides. Its product is annotated as endoplasmic reticulum resident protein 44-like. Lineage: Eukaryota; Metazoa; Arthropoda; Insecta; Hemiptera; Cicadellidae. The record is from RefSeq and is a predicted model, not a curated record.
CCCACCCCCAAAAACAGUGGAGCCGUUUCUCUAACGCAUGCCACUGUAGAUGCAACCUUAGCUUCAAAUGAGUUAGUAUUCAUCAACUUCUAUGCAGACUGGUGCCGGUUCAGCAACCUGUUGGCGCCAAUAUUCGAUGAGGCUGCAGACAAGGUUGCGGAGGAGUUCCCCAACGCUGGUCAAGUCGUCAUGGGAAAAGUAGACUGUGAUAAAGAAAGUGAUAUAGCAUCAAGAUUCCAUAUAACCAAGUAUCCAACAUUAAAAGUGAUACGAAACGGACAACCAGCCAAGCGAGAAUACAGAGGUCAGCGCUCUACAGAAGCUUUUGUGGACUUCAUCAAGAAGCAGCUGGAAGACCCUAUCAAGGAAUUCCAUGACUUGAAUGAGCUGAAAAAUUUGGAUUCCAAGAAGAGGAUAAUCAUUGGCUUCUUCGAUAGAAAAGAUGUCCCCGAGUACACGACGUUCAGGAGAGUAGCCACAAAUCUUAAAGACGAUUGUCAGUUCCACGUCGGGUUCGGGGACGUGGUGCGGCAGAUGCACCCACCAGGGCAGCCGAUUGUUGUGUUUCGGCCGGAUGUGGCUCUAUCCAACGAGCGCGACGAGACUUUCAACAAUUCCCUCCUCAGUUACGACGAGACCAACGUGUGGAUGUCGGAGAAGUGUGUGCCUCUCGUGCGUGAGAUCACAUUCGAGAACGCUGAGGAAUUGACGGAGGAAGGCCUUCCAUUCCUGAUACUCUUCCACAAACCAAACGACGCUGACACCGUCAAACGCUUCAAGGACAUCUGCCAGAUGUUGGCAGCGGAGAAACAAAAUAUCAAUUUCUUAACGGCUGACGGAGUGAAGUUCGCCCACCCGCUGCAUCAUUUGGGAAAGUCCCAAGACGAUCUGCCGCUGAUUGCUAUUGACAGUUUCCGCCACAUGUACAUGUUCCCGGACAUCCGGAAUAUGGACAAGCCCGGAGUGUUGUUGAGCUUCAUCAAGGACCUGUACUCGGGCAAGUUGCACAGAGAGUUCCACUACGGUCCUGAUACCAACGAGGUGUUACAAGUGGAGGGGAAAGUGGGGGGCCUGCCCUCGACCACGCCUCCCGAGUCCACGUUCAAGAAACUCGGCCCGUCCAAGAACAGAUACACGCUGUUGCGCGACGAACUGUGAACGCUCCCCACACAUCACCUCACUCGGACACUACUGUCUACUGUGUUCGUCACACCUUUCUGUACAUACCUUCCCUUUGUGUUUUAUGUAUCGUGUGUUUUCACCAAGAGUGUUGGUAACUGUGUAAAACCGUGAGGCUGUGUAUUGGUUGGAUGCUGUGUAUUAUUUGUAGUUAAGUUCCCGAGCGCUAAAUAUUUCAGCCCUAUUCCGACUCUAUUUUAGAUUCCACAUCGGUUUUGAGAUGACUUAUUCGUACCAUGCAAUCAUACUAGUUGCGGAUUAUUCAUAAUAACAAUUUUUUUUUGUUUCACAGCUCCUCUUUGCUAUAAUUAAAAUAAACCAAUCCCUUGUAAAAAAUGAAUAUUCUAAUACCUAAUGUUUUACAAACCGAGUAAUAUAUUAAAUCAUAAACAUAAAUCACAAAUAAUAAAAGUGUUUGUACAUAAAUACUGAAAAUUUGUACUCGUAUUUUUUCUAUUUAAGUUCAAUGUACACAAAAUGUAUAAGUAGUUUUCUGAAUAUAAUUAAUACUAAUUGACAUUGUAGUGCAAUGCAACCUGAAUCUCACUAAUUUCUCUCUUCGCUUUUAAUAUUUUUGUUUCCCUUUGAGCAUAAAACUCGAAAUUACUUCACUAUUUGAAACUAUAACUUUUAUUCACUACAACUAAUUGUUAAAAUCGAUAAAAAACCAUUAACAGAUAAUGAGUCUUGAUCUAAUAGGUCUUGGUGAAAACAUAACUUAUAAUUUGUGUUUGUGUCGGAAUACUAAACUAUAUAAAACCUUUCUGUCUAAUUUUAUCAGUGUUUAUAUUAUUUUAACUGUUUAAAAGUUUCAGUUGUCGUAUUAGUAGGUAUUUGUUAGGACUUUUGUCAACUUAAAGGAUUUAUUUGAUCUACUUAGUAAAUGUUCAAAAGCCAUGUUAGGUAAUGAGUAAAUGUAUUUUUUUUAUUUUGCCAUUUAAAUAGUAAAGUCUUAAGUAUAUUUUAUUUAAUGUUGAAUAUGGUUUUUGAUCUCUUAGUUCUUUUCCUCAAAAUUGAUUUGUUGUUGUGUACAAAUUAGCAUCAUUUAUAGAUUGUAGUGUUGAUAAGUUAAGGUUAUAAUUAAAAUUACCCGUGCAGGAUAAUGUACCAAGGGUAUUGUAUGGUAAAUUUAAUGUCAUAAUAAAUUGGGAUUUUUGUCCAAAUUGAUUAGCAAACAUCCUUGUUUAUUGUUAUACUGUAAAAUACAACUAGAUAACAAACAAUGGAAAUAUUAAGUUUGAACUAUUGAAAACUUCUGUCUUUCCCAACAGUUUAAAAAUAUUAUUUUGUAGUUUCAUAUAUAAGGUACAGUGGUAAAAAAAAAACAUUGAAUUAGAAGGAAUAGGAAAUUCUAUAGUUUUUAAUAAACCUCUAUAAGUAUAAAGUAUCAAACGUCUUUUGUUUGUUAAAUGUAAAGUUUUAAGGUUUUUAAUGUUUCACUGAAAAUACCAAGGUCAUAAAUGCUUACUCCAUUUUGAGAUAAUGGUGUUGUUGAAAUUCAAUAGUUAAAUGUUAAGAUUUAAUUAUGGUUUAUCCAAAUAAAAACGCAUUUAUAAUUAAAAAUUGUUUGAUUUUUUAAAGCGAUUGUACAACAGGAAUAUCAUAUCAGGAAAUACAAAAAUUAAAGAUUUUCAAAUGAUUCAUGUAACCAUAAUAUCCAUGUUGAAAUGAUACAAUUCUUGCAUAAACAAGUGUGUGGAAUAAAUAUAUGUCUUAUAUGUACAGUUUUUAAUUUUUGUAACGUAGUAUAUUCUAAUUUGAAAUGGGUUGUAUUUUUAUUUUGCACCUUUACCUUGAGUAUUAAUUCACUGGUGGUUUGGUUUGUCCUAUUUUUUAGUACACAUGUUUAAAUUUCCCUCAAACCAUACUGUUAAGUUUUUAUUAUAGUUUUAAAAAUUGGGCUAUAGUUAUUUAUUAGUACAAGAUAUAAUAUAGAUCUACUAACUAAUCAUGCGUGAGGUUCCCAUAAGCUGGUCUGUUGGUAUUGAUGCAGUUUUUAAGCUGUACUGGUUUACGAGGGGGUAUCUCACUCCAACCAUUUGUUUGAAAAUUAAUAUUUUAUAUUUUGGUCUGUAAUGUAUGUCAUGAUUAGACAACAUUUGUAUUGUUUCAUGUGACCAUCUUAGGAUUUUGUUUUUAUAUGGACAAUUUUCAGAACUUAGAGUCUUUCAUUGCAAAUCUAAGUAUAGUUAAAAUAAGUUUAAAGGCUUAAGCACUCUCGCAAGUGUUUACUCACAGACCUAAGCACUUUCGUGUGUGCACUCACAGACCUAAGCGCUCUUUCCUGUGCUCUCACAGACCCAAGCACUUUCGUGUGUGCACUCACAGAUCUAAGCGCUCUUUUGUCUGCUCUCACAGGCAUAAGCACUUUCGUGUGUGCACCCACAGACCUAAGCGCUCUUUUGUGUGCUCUCACAGAGAUAAGCACUUUCGUGUGUGCACUCACAGACCUAAGUGCUCCUUCGUGUGCUCUCACAGACAUAAGCACUUUCGUGUGUGCACUCACAGAUCUAAGCGCUCUUUUGUAUGCUCUUACAGACAUAAGCACUUUCGUGUGUUCACUCACAGACCUAAGCGCUCUUUCCUGUGUUCUCACAGACCUAAGCACUUUCGUGUGUGCACUCACAGAUAUAAGCACUCGUGUGUGCACUCACAGAUCUAAGCGCUCUUGUGUGCUCUCACAGGCAUGACCACUUUCGUGUGUGCACUCACAGACCUAAGCGCUCUUUUGUGUGCACUCACAGAUCUAAGCGCUCCUUUGUGUGCUCUCACAGACCUAAGCACUCUCGCGUGUGCACUCACAGACAUAAACAUUCUCGUGUGUGUUCUCACAGAUAUAAGCACUCUCGUGUGUGCACUCACAGAAUUAAGCGCUCUUUCAUGUGCUCUCACAGAUAUAAGCACAUUCGUGAAUGCACUCACAGACCUAAGUGCUCUUUCGUGUGUUCUCACAGAUAUAAGCACUCUUGUGUGUGCACUCACAGAAUUAAGCGCUCUUUCGUGUGCUCUCAUAAACCAAAGUGCUCUCACAUGUGAACUCACAGACCUAAGAUGUCUCGCAUGCGCACUCGCUGAUCUAAGCACUCACAUUAGGCUGUUCUGUGCAGUGAUUCUAUUUGUUAAUCCUUAUUAAAUUAUUGUAUUACAUAUUUGUAAUCUUCAUACCAAAAUAAGAAAAUGAGUUGAAAUUUGUUCCACUUAAUUGAUAAUGCGUUACCAAAGGUUGAAAAUUUACCUAAACAUAUUUCUAACGAAAACCACCAAGUGGCCUAAGGGCUAAUUUUAGAUUUACAUGAAAAGACCUGUGUACCAAAGAUACUAUAAGGUAACAGGCAGUGAUGAGACCUGAUUUAUCACAGACCAUAAUAAUACCUGAUUGGUCGUUGACGACAUCGAUGGAUUUAGAUGAUUGGAUAUCGGAUAUUUGCCAUUGUUAUACGUUGAAAAACGUUUGUAACAUAUAAUGAUUGGAAAUGUUUGUGAUACUAUCAUCGUUCCAAAUCAUCCCAUCAUCAAUACCAGACUGUAAUAAAAAAUACAGUUUCGUCAAAUCUAUCGUGGAAGUUAGUGAUGACUUUUAAAUUGGGAAUUUGUUGAAAUCUUAAUAAGCAUAAUCGUUUUAAAUGAUUGAUUAAUUGUAUUUAAAAUGGUACAGUUCAGUAAUUUAUCAAACGUUGCAAUGUGAGAUAGAUGGUGGGUGGAUGUGGUUGAAGUCAUAAAGUUAAUAUUUUGGCUUUUUGCGUGACAAUAGCCUAUAUUGUUGAGCAUAAUCUGGAUAUUUAAAACCAAUUAUUUACUAAUUUAAUAAUAUUCCGAGGUGAUGGGGAGGGGGUGAAUGAUUAUGUGUACAAGGUUUUAGUAAAACAAUCACUAAGUUGAUUGUCCUUGUUCAGCAGAUAUUGCACCCUGCGAUUUUCCUUUUUCACAAGAUAUAUAAUUGGUUAUUUAGUAGAUAAGAUGAUAACUGCUCUGUCCAUGUCAACAGGCAGGAAAAUGAAAAUUAUCACGCAUGGAACAAUUUGCACAUAUCAACAGUUUGACUGAUACGGAUUAUUAUACGUCAACAUGAAAGCCAAUGGGUGUGAGAACAGCUGCCAUAAUAUCCAAUUAUUUUACAUAGUUAUUGAACAGAACAAACAAAGAGCCUCUGUUACCUUGAUUUAAUUAGAGGUGUUUACAAUUUUAGUCUAAAUGUUAUUAUAAACGUACAAAACAUAUUUUUUACGUAAUUUUAGUAACCUGAUUCUUUUUUCACAUAACUAUGUUUGUGGUAAAAAACCUAUAGUGUUUUUUCUGUGACCUAAAUUUUAAAAUGGUUACUUAAACCACAAAAAAUUGUGGACUGAAAUGAUGAAAAUUAUUGAGAUGUUUUUAUUUUAUUUUAGUCAAUUGUAGUGGGUUAUGUUUUUCAAAUCUAUUCUUAUUAACAACUUAUAUCCACCAUGUAUGUUAUUCACUAGCAUUAAAUCACCAUAGAAUAUUUCACACAUUUAUAAGCAUAGUUUUUACAGAAGUUAGGGAAUUACAAGAAAAACAUACAUUGCUCAGUGAGGCGUUAAAAAAAUUGUAUUUUGAAAUUAGUAUGCAAAUAAUUUUAAAUCGUAAUACCAUAGUGUCAUCUAUGUUAGGAGUUUCUAGUUAUUAUUUGUUUAAUAAUUUAAAGUAAAAGUCAAAAGUUUAUAAUUUUCUAGUACUACCAUCCAAAUUCAAAUUGAGUAACAGCAAUAAAGUACUUGAACUUUACCAAGCCUCGUUAAAAUUAGUAAGCUACAAUUAAUUAGACUUCUCAGUGGACAAAAGACGGCUCUACUGUAAAACCAAUUUUUUUAUUUCAGUUUAAAAUUAAAUGUAGCAACAUUAAAAGAAAAAAUACAAACAGAUUAUAAACACUAGGACAGUAAAUCUAUUUAGCGAGUAGUAAAGUUUAAAAUUCUGCAGAGACAAUUGUGCAAAAUAACAGAACACCCGAUAUUACAAACCGUACGUUUGGAAACGGAAUAUGACACGUAAAAGUAGAAACUAUAUUUAAAAUACAUAAAAGUGAUUAAAUCCAACAAAACUUGCCUGCUAACUACGGAAAUGGUAAGUAAACCCAAUUAUUAAACAGAAGGAUGGAAGGCCGAGCUUGUGUCCGUAGACGCCACGAGCUCGGUGGCAAAUAAUGCAAUCGUCCAGUUGACAUUUUUUGUUAGCCCCACAAACAAUGUGACAAAUGGUCAGAUCUCGGCAUCUGAUCAUUACAUCGCAAUUACAUCAGUGAACAUACAAAAUAGCUACACAAAAAAAUAGCAUAUACAAAAUACUGAAUGGAACUUUAAAAUACAUUGUGAUUCUGAGUCAAAUUACGGUUAUGUGUCCUUAGCUCGUUAACAUUGAAUACAAAUAUUUAGCUGAGUAUUAUUGGCUGAAAACUGAACUAUAGAUGAAUAUUAAGAUAAAAAUCUAGAUAUAGAUGAACAAAUAGUGGGAGGUAAUAAUAACAAGUCAUUUGUUACAACAUGACUUUCCAGUUCAAAUAGUACUGUGAUUAUAGUAAGAGAUGUCUGUACUGGCUACCAUUUUGGUUUUAGCCGCAAUACAACGAUGUUAAACCUCAAAUACGUUUACUCAUUUAUUUAUGAUCGUAGAAUGAUGGGAGACUUCUCAUUUUAAAGAUAUAAUGAAUGCACAUCCAAACGUUGUUUAAAUUUAAAUUAUUUGUAUUUAUAUGGUUACAAAAAACAUACACUUAUAACAAAACUGAAGCAUUUUGGAUGCGUAUCAACUGUAUCUAUAAGAUGAGACUUUUAUUAUCCCGAGACCAAAAAUAAAGUUUUAACGUUGUUCUUAUGGAGGUUACGAUUUACAAGAUCAAAAGUGUAAAAACAAGGAUGAGGCACGAGUUUAAAAUUACAUUUGUAGAUGUCGGGUAAAUACAUGCAGGAUGCAGAGAUACACACACAAAAACGCUCGUCACAGAUUAUACAGAAAUUAAAGUUGAUGUGUGACAUGACACAGACUUGUGUAAGUGUUAAAUGCCGUGGUUUAAGAGGGUUACAAAAUGGUGAACUUUAAAGAUGAGAAGGAAUUACGAUUUGAUUAUGAAAUUGAUUUAUUAUUCUGAUACAUCUGUUCAUUUAAUUUAUGUGUCACCUCAAUAUUUGCACAGUCACUAAGAACAUUUAUGUAUAUAAUGUUUUAACAUUGAAUAAUUUAUACCAUUUAAUUUUUGUCUUCAGUCAAUCCAUGAUAUUUUUUGUACCAGCAAUUUUACAUACACAACUUGUACAUUGUUGUUUAAUUUUGUAAUAAUAAUAGUAAUAUACUUAAAGCGACAUAAUAACUAUUCUCUUUCCCUUGUUUCAUUAAGGUAAUGAAUAGUGUUUUGUGUGAUAUUGUAUAAUGAGUCCCAACUGUAUAGACUUGUUAAUGUAUUUAUUAUUGUGUUAGUUAGCUCAGUUGAUACCAAUAACAAGGCUCUAAUGGUAAAACAUUGACUAGUUUAAAUAUAUUUUUAAUUAACUGAUCCGUAAUAAUACAUAUUUAAAUGAAAGUUUGACUACACAAAAUACAUUUGGGAAACUUGUAUUAAUAGGUAAAUUUGCAUUGUAAAGAAUAAAUAAACUUGAUUUUUUACUA